This is a messenger RNA of Exophiala oligosperma, 915 nucleotides long. RefSeq lists its product as uncharacterized. Gene Ontology annotation, cellular component: membrane. Bases 1 to 915 code for a protein of 304 amino acids. The record is from RefSeq and is a predicted model, not a curated record. Gene Ontology annotation, molecular function: signaling receptor activity. NCBI's taxonomy places the organism in Eukaryota, Fungi, Ascomycota, Eurotiomycetes, Chaetothyriales, Herpotrichiellaceae. The transcript has 4 exons.
AUGUCGGGCGCAGAAGUCAAGAAGCGGCAAGUGCCGCAAGUCAACGGCAACAUGAGCACUACCAAUAAUAUCACAAAGAAGUCAAAGAACAAGGCAAAAACCAACGCAAACACCUGGCUACCGACGAGAGAAAGCAAACUAUCUGGAGAUCCUCACCAGCCUGACUUUUCUACACAACGAGACUUGCAAUACACUCAUCUGAUUGGGGCUGUCCUCCUACCGCUCGUCGCUACUGUCUUCCUGCGUUACCUGGGCCAGGCUCAGUUUCACAAUGUCGUGUCCAUGGAUUAUGCCAUGUUUGGCAUCUACUUCUGGUGUGCCGAAAUCUGUUUGAUCUUAAGCACAAUGUACCACUUGAUGCUGCCUCAUUCGCAUCAAGCAGAACAAUUCUGGCAUGGGAUGGAUCUGCUUGGUAUCGUUGUUGUGACAGUCGGUACAUUCACUUCUGGAAUUUACUAUGUCUUCUUCUGUGAACCGAGCUUGCAGAAAUUGCACUGGGGUAUUAUUCUAUCCACCGGCACUGUCACCGGUGUCCUCAUCUCGAAUCCCUCGCUCCGAACACCGCGUUGGCGAAAAGUCAAAGUGAGCGCAUUCAUUACUUUUGGCGCGUCGUCCUUCAUACCCCUAUUACAUGGAGUAGAGCGAUAUGGACUUAACUACAUGCUCGAGCACUCGGGCAUGAAAUGGUAUCUACUCGAGCUUGUAUUCUAUGGCACCGGAGUUAAGCUAUACGCGUUUCGAACCCCCGAGCGUUUAGCACCAGGUACAUUUGAUAUCUGGGGAAGUUCACACCAGAUCUUUCAUGUUGCCAUCUUGUGCGCCAUGUACACACACGUGGCCGCUCUCCUGCAGGGUUUCACGACCUGCCAUGCACUCGACGUGUGCCAGCUUCAGGGCGUUUCUCAAGCAAGUUGA